This is a messenger RNA of Sparassis crispa, 1584 nucleotides long. RefSeq names its product replication associated protein. Gene Ontology annotation, molecular function: DNA endonuclease activity, producing 5'-phosphomonoesters. NCBI's taxonomy places the organism in Eukaryota, Fungi, Basidiomycota, Agaricomycetes, Polyporales, Sparassidaceae. The record is from RefSeq and is a predicted model, not a curated record. The coding region runs from base 1 to 1584 and encodes 527 amino acids. The transcript has 2 exons.
AUGCCGCCUGCCCACCUGCAGGCCCGACUUGCAGCUCCCAACGGUGUAGCACUUGGCGGCCGCCAGCCCCUUGGGCUUGUUGGGUCCACAGCCACCAGCGCCGGCCCGGGCUACCGGCUGCAAUCCAUGUAUUGGUUAAUCACCUGGUCUCGAGUAGACGCAAAGUUCGACGAGCCUGUCGCCGAGCAGAAGCUGCGUGGUUUGGUCCCGGGUGCGGAGCAGGGACUCCGUGUCAAGCUGGCACACGAGGAGCACGACGACGGCGGCCCUCACUACCAUGCCUUUGUCGCAUUUCGCAAGACGCCUUCCAUCCGUAACGCGCAGGUCAAGCUAACCGUGGGCGAGAACAAACCCCACUUCACCAAGGUCAACCCACGUAUGAAACAUGUCGCCUGCGACUACGUCGGACGUGCGGACAAACGAGGCGCAUGCAUGGUCUGUAACGACUUCGACAUUGGCUGGCACGAGGCCGAGACACCACUGGACCUGCGACCCGCCCAACUCGGGAGUGGCAGCGAGGAGGCACAAGCGGAGGCGGCCGCUCUCACUUCGCAGAGCAAGGCAGACACCAAGUAUCGCUUCAUCCUGCAGGAAUCGGCCACACCCGAUGAAUUCUUGGCCAACUGCGCCAAGUACGCGCCGAGUGAUUACUGUCGCAACCACAUCAACUUGGUCGCAGCAUCCAAGCAUGCCUUUGCCCGGGCCCCCGAGCCGUACCAGCGUCCCAGCGGUCUGGUGCUCGACACCAGCACGUACCCUGCCAUCGAGGGAUGGCUGAACGACGAGCUGAAGCCGCAUCUCGGUCGUGGGCCGAGUGGAAUCCGGGGCAAGUCGCUGUGUCUCUGGGGCCCAUCGCGCACGGGCAAGACCACGUGGGUGAAAAACCUCGGGGGGACAUUCGCGUACAUGGGCAACCACUUUAAUGUCGACGAAUUCAACCCAAAGGUGAAUUAUCUAAUCUUCGAUGACAUCAGCGGGGGUCUGGAUGGGCUCCCGUCAUACAAGUCCUGGCUCGGCUGCCAGGCUCGCUUCCAUGUGACGGACAAGUACCGGGCGAAGACGAGCAUCGAGUGGGGCCGGUUGUGUGUAUACCUGUCGAACCAUGACCCGCGGAAGGGGCCACGGGUGUCGGCAGCAGAUCGUGACUGGCUUAACCGGAACCUUGUGUUCCAGUACAUUGACGCCGCGCAUCCGCUUGUGCGAUUCGAUCCGGCGUGCGCUGCAGGUGCCGACUCCAAUGCCGCCCCAGCCACGCCACCCGCGCACCAUACACCUAACAGCACGCCACUGAUGGCCGGAGCGCUCGCAGAUCUCAGUGGAGAUGCUGAGGAGCUCACGGGGACGGAGAGCCACCGCGAAUGGCCGAGGACAGACAGCGCAACGCCUGCAUCGCCGUGCCCGGGUGAUGUGUCAUACGGUGGACCCAGCCCGGACACUGCGCCCCCGCCGGAAGUGCUGACUGCCGCAGCCAGCGCACUCAAGCGCAGGCGGCCCGCGUCCGAUGUUGGUUACGAGACAAGGCUCGACACGGGCCACCUGCGCCGCGGGCCAGUGAUGAGGGGCCGGGCAAAGGUGGUUCUGUGA